AUGUGUGCAAAGAAAGCCGUUGGUGUCCUCGGAGCCACUGGUUCCGUGGGCCAGAGAUUCAUCCUGCUGUUGGCAGACCACCCAGACUUCGAACUGAAGUUCCUGGGCGCCUCCCCAAGAUCCGCCGGCAAGAAGUACAUCGAUGCCGUCAACUGGAAGCAGACCGAGCUGCUGCCCGAGUUCGCCAAGGACAUCGUGGUCAGCGAGUGCAAGGCCUCCGCCUUCAAAGACUGUGCCGUGGUCUUCUCAGGACUUGACGCCGAGUACGCCGGCCCAAUUGAGAAGGAGUUCAGAGACGCCGGCCUCGCCGUGGUAUCGAACGCCAAGAACUACCGUCGUGAGAGCGACGUGCCUCUUGUCGUGCCUAUCGUCAACCCAGAGCACCUCGAGAUCGUUGGCCAGAAGCUAGAGACCGCCAAGAAGGCCGGUGCCGCCAAGCCAGGUUUCAUCGUGUGCAUUUCCAACUGUUCCACCGCCGGUCUGGUCGCUCCAUUGAAGCCUCUCGUUGACAGCUUCGGCCCCAUCGACCUGUUGACCACCACCACCCUGCAGGCUAUCUCUGGUGCCGGUUUCUCCCCAGGUGUCUCCGGUAUCGACGUGCUAGACAACAUCGUCCCUUACAUCGGCGGCGAGGAAGACAAGAUGGAGUGGGAGACUAAGAAGAUCUUGGCCCCUCUCUCUGCCGACAAGUCCACCGUUAACCUCUUGUCCGACGACGAGAUGAAGGUUUCCGCUCAGUGCAACAGAGUCGCGGUCUCCGACGGUCACACCGAAUGCAUUUCUCUAAGAUUCAAGAACCAACCUCCUCCAUCUCUGGAGCAGGUCAAGCAGUCCAUGAGAGACUACGUUUGCGAAGCCUCCAAGCUCGGCUGCCACUCGGCUCCUAAGCAGACCAUCCACGUUCUGGAACAGAACGACAGACCUCAACCAAGACUCGACAGAAACAGAGACAAUGGUUACGGUGUCAGCGUCGGAAGAGUGAGAGAGGACCCUGUCUUGGACUACAAGAUGGUUGUUCUGUCCCACAACACCGUUAUUGGUGCUGCUGGUGCCGGUAUCUUGAUCGCUGAGAUCCUCUUGGCCAAGAACUACAUUUAA
This is a messenger RNA of Lachancea thermotolerans CBS 6340, 1098 nucleotides long. It is a transcript of the gene HOM2, whose product is annotated as aspartate-semialdehyde dehydrogenase. Lineage: Eukaryota; Fungi; Ascomycota; Saccharomycetes; Saccharomycetales; Saccharomycetaceae. Gene Ontology annotation, molecular function: NAD binding; NADP binding; aspartate-semialdehyde dehydrogenase (NADP+) activity. The record is from RefSeq and is a predicted model, not a curated record. Gene Ontology annotation, biological process: L-threonine biosynthetic process. The transcript has a single exon. The coding region runs from base 1 to 1098 and encodes 365 amino acids.